UCUUCCAACAUGUAACAUAGUAGCUUAACAAAGAAAAAAAAAUCCCACAUAAAAAGAGAUACCAUUUUUUAAAGGAUGGAACUAGAAUCUUCUCCUUUACAUCCUCAUGUAAUGCUUGUAUCGUUCCCGGGACAAGGCCACGUUAAUCCACUUCUUCGUCUCGGUAAGCUCUUAGCUUCAAAGGGUUUACUCGUUACUUUCGUCACCACAGAAUCAUGGGGCAAAAAGAUGCGAACCUCCAACAAAAUCCAAGACCGCAUCCUCAAGCCGAUUGGUAAAGGUUAUCUCCGGUUCGAUUUCUUCGACGACGGUCUCCCCGAAGACGACGACGUAAGAAGACACGAUUUCACCAUCUACCGACCACACCUCGAGCUGGUCGGACAACGAGAGAUCAAAAACCUCGUAAAACGUUACGAGGAAGUGACGAAACAGCCCGUGACGUGUCUCAUCAACAACCCUUUCGUCUCAUGGGUCUGUGACGUAGCGGAAGAUUUUCAAAUCCCUUGUGCUGUUCUCUGGGUCCAGUCUUGCGCUUGCUUAGCGUCGUAUUACUAUUACCACCACAAGCUUGUUAACUUCCCGACCAAAACAGACCCCGAGAUCGAUGUCCAAAUCCCUGGCAUGCCUCUCUUAAAACACGACGAGAUCCCUUCUUUCAUACACCCUUUAACUCCUUAUUCCGCUUUGCGAGAAGUGAUCAUUGAUCAGAUCAAACGUCUUCACAAGCCUUUCGCUGUUCUCGUCGACAGUUUCUACUCCUUGGAGAAAGGCAUCAUCGACCAAAUGUCAAGUCUCUCUCUCCCCGGCUCUAUCAAACCGCUCGGCCCGCUUUAUAAAAUGGCCAAAACGUUAAUAUGUGAUGACAUUAAAGGAGAUAUGUCCGAGACCACGGACCAUUGUAUGGAAUGGCUAGACUCACAGCCUAUUUCCUCCGUUGUUUACAUCUCAUUCGGAACCGUCGCUUAUAUAAAACAAGAGCAGAUCAAUGAGAUUGCGUUCGGUGUGAUAAACGCUGGCGUUUCGUUCUUGUGGGUGAUUAGACAACAAGAGUUAGGAAUAAACAAAGAGCGACAUGUUUUGCCUGAAGAAGUGAAGAAGAAAGGAAAGAUCGUGGAGUGGUGUCAGCAAGAGAAAGUUUUAGCUCAUCCUUCUGUGGUUUGUUUCGUGACUCAUUGUGGAUGGAACUCCACGAUGGAAGCUUUGUCUAGUGGUGUCCCAACGGUUUGUUUGCCUCAGUGGGGAGAUCAAGUCACGGACGCGGUUUACAUGAUAGACGUUACAAAGACGGGAGUGAGACUCGGCCGUGGAGAGACAGAGGAGAGGGUGGUGCCAAGGGAGGAAGUGGCCGAGAGGCUGAGAGAAGUUGCUAAAGGAGAGAAGGCGACGGAGCUGAAAAAGAAUGCUUUGAAAUGGAAGGAGGAGGCGGAAGCGGCGGUGGCUCGCGGUGGUUCGUCGGAUCGGAAUCUUGAAGAGUUUGUGGAAAAGUUGGGUGCGAAACCUGUGGCUAAACAAAACGGAAGUCUUAAUCAAAACGGAACUGUUCAAGAUCUUUUAUUGGAAAAGUCAUAAAUGUAAUUUGUUUUUCUAUUUGUUGGUUGUUUCUGUCAGUCCUUAAUCGUGUUCGUACGUAUGCUCCUCGUCGUUCUUUGUAUUUUGUUUUCUUGUAAGGGUCUAAGGGAGACUUAUUAUCCUUCUGGAAGAAUGUUUAGUUCGCGUAUUAUGUUAUAUUAUGAUUAAUUCUCU
Messenger RNA from Brassica oleracea var. oleracea, 1743 nucleotides. Its product is annotated as UDP-glycosyltransferase 84A2-like. Bases 76 to 1569 code for a protein of 497 amino acids. Gene Ontology annotation, molecular function: UDP-glycosyltransferase activity. The record is from RefSeq and is a predicted model, not a curated record. NCBI's taxonomy places the organism in Eukaryota, Viridiplantae, Streptophyta, Magnoliopsida, Brassicales, Brassicaceae. The transcript has a single exon.